Messenger RNA from Siniperca chuatsi (mandarin fish), 1942 nucleotides. RefSeq names its product carnosine N-methyltransferase 1 (gene carnmt1). Gene Ontology annotation, molecular function: S-adenosylmethionine-dependent methyltransferase activity. NCBI's taxonomy places the organism in Eukaryota, Metazoa, Chordata, Actinopteri, Centrarchiformes, Sinipercidae. The transcript has 8 exons. The coding region runs from base 33 to 1265 and encodes 410 amino acids. The record is from RefSeq and is a predicted model, not a curated record.
UUUGAUUGGGCCACUGUAAAUUUGUUUCAGACAUGGCCGAAACAGCAGGAGAGGGAGCGCAAGGAGGAGCAUAUUCUAACAAAGAGAGAAUAAAAUACAGCCCCGAAGAGGAGGCCAGGCUGGAAAGACAGCAUUUCUGGAGAAUAAUCGAUGCUUUUAGAUUUUACAGGGUCCAUGUCGAGGAGCAGGUCAAGCGUGCCGAGCGUCAGUUUCGGAGCCUACCACAGCACCACCAGAAUUUGCUGCCAGAUGUUUUGUCCAACCUGGCCCAGAUCAGGCAGUGUGCAGACCACAACCAGGAUUUGCUACAGGCGAUCAUUCACAACAGCCUCCACAUGUUUGAGAACAUUGAGUAUGGCGAGAGGGAGGAUCCGCGGAAGGCGCGGCCAUCCACUACGUUUGACAUGGACAAGCUUAAGUCCACCAUAAAACAGUUUGUCAGAGACUGGAGCGAGGUGGGCCGGGCUGAGAGGGACACCUGCUACCAACCCAUCAUCCAAGAGAUCCAAAGACUCUUCCCAAGUGACCAAUAUGAUGUGUCUAAGGUGAGCGUGCUGGUUCCGGGUGCUGGGCUUGGCCGUCUAGCCUGGGAGAUCGCUCGGCUGGGUUAUAUUUGCCAGGGCAACGAAUGGAGCUUCUUCAUGCUCUUCUCUUCAAACUUUGUUCUCAAUAGGUGUGAAAAGGUGAACUCUCUGACCCUGUACCCCUGGAUCCACCAGUUUAGCAACAACAAGAAAUCCUCCGACCAAACACGACCAAUCGCAUUCCCUGAUGUCAACCCUCAGAGCUUACCACUAAGUUCAGACUUCUCCAUGGUAGCAGGGGACUUCGUGGAAGUCUACAGUGACUCAGAUUCCUGGGACUGUGUGGCUACCUGCUUCUUUAUUGACACAGCUCAUAAUGUCAUUGAGUAUGUGGAGACUAUCUGGAAGAUUCUUAAGCCUGGUGGAGUAUGGAUCAACCUGGGUCCACUGCUGUACCACUUCGAGAACAUGGCCAAUGAGCUCUCAGUUGAACUUAGCUACGAAGACAUUAGGACAGCGAUUGUUAACUUUGGCUUCCACAUAGAGGUGGAGAAAGAGUCAGUUCAGACCACCUACACAGAGAACGACCGCUCUAUGUUGAGAUAUGUUUACGACUGUGUCUUCUUUGUGGCACGAAAACCCGCUGACCUGUACUUUAACGGUCAAGAAGACGACCAACAACAGAGUUCUCCACCAGCCGCUAAGUCACCACGGCGAGAAGAUACAGACAGCCUGACGUGACAGGAAAUCCUUUGACAAAAACAGUGAACUUAGAGGACUGAGUAAAGAUUGGACUGACAAAACAAAAAGAAAAUGGACACCGAAGAAAAAAAUCAGUGGACAUAAAUUUUCUUUUUUGUCGUACAUAUUUUUUUAUGAUGCAUCUCAUGGAGAUUUUUGUGGGAUGGACUAAACACCUGAAUAUGGCUCACAUUGUAGAAUGAAAUACGAAAUAUUGCAGUACUAUGUUAUGCAUAUAACCUGAAAAACAUCUAAAUACUAUACAUCUCUUGAUACCUAGGGAUUGACAAGUCAGUUACCCUUGGUUGCUAUUUUGUUUUAGUGGCUUGUGUGUCAGCUACAAGCCUUGAAGGGUAGAUUUCUUUUAACCGCGGUCUUACUAAUUCUCGUCUCCAUUGACUUUAACUGCCAGAGAGAGAGAGAGAGAGAGAGAGAGAGAGAGUGUGAGAUAGGACAGUGUGAUGUGAACAUUUGCUUUUGAAAUCUAUUUAUUUUUUUCAAAUAUGGUGCCAAUAACUAUGUCUACUCAUUUGCAUUCAUCAUCAGUCAACACUGAAAAUUGAAUCAAAACAUGUUUCAGCUUUUCAGGAAUACGUUGUUUUAAAGAUGGAGAUGACUUUCAUUGACUUUUCUGGUUUCUAAUCACACUUUGGAAUAAAGCCAAACAUUUAAAGAAA